GGACACCAAAGUUGUUUGAAGUUCUCCGACAAGCUGAUGGAGAAGGUUAGAACGAUGAGAUGGCAGUGCAUCGAAUGCAAGAAGUGUUCCAUCUGUGCUAAGGCCCAUCGUGCCGGCUCCAUGUUGUUUUGUGAUGUUUGUGACAGAGGCUUCCAUAUGGAUUGCUGCAAUCCACCGAUACUUAAGCCAGUCAAAGGUUAG
Molecule: messenger RNA, 201 nt
Organism: Helobdella robusta
Lineage: Eukaryota; Metazoa; Annelida; Clitellata; Rhynchobdellida; Glossiphoniidae
Exons: 2
Source: RefSeq, a predicted model, not a curated record